Messenger RNA from Carica papaya (papaya), 3218 nucleotides. Lineage: Eukaryota; Viridiplantae; Streptophyta; Magnoliopsida; Brassicales; Caricaceae. The record is from RefSeq and is a predicted model, not a curated record.
CUGUAAUUUGGUGGAGUGGUUAAAUGAAAUGCUUCCUCAUUUGAAUUUACCACCUGAAGCUUCAGAGGAAGAACUGAGAGCAUGCUUAAUUGAUGGCACUGUUUUGUGCAGCAUUUUGGACAAGCUGAGUCCUGUUUCAAUUCCAAUGGGAGACAAUUUUGAGCCUGGUAUAGCAAAUAUCGAGAGAUUUCUAACUGCUAUGGAUGAAAUGGCAUUGCCAAGGUUUGAGCUAUCAGACCUGGAGCAGGGAAAUAUGGUGCCAGUUUUGCAGUGCCUUAAGGCACUUAAAGCUAGCUUUAGCUCAAAUGGUGGGGUUGAUAGGGGCCAAAUUCAUCAAAGAAAGAGGUGGAAUCCCUUGGAGGCAGAUGUCACGGGCGAAAGUGAUUGCUCCCAGGGAAAUAUGUUGUCUUGUAUUGAACCUUUUAUAUCAGAUCCAUCUGCUGCAUUAAAGCUAGGAUCUUAUGCUGACCUUUCUGAUGCCAAGAUUUCGGAAUUAAUAAAAUCAUGCAGUAUGCAAAAAGCUUCAGCUCAAUCACUGUUCAAUCUUCUGAACAAAAUUCUGGAAGAAAGCAUUGAAAGGAAAAAUGGGGAUGUAUCGCAUCACGUGGCAUAUCUACUGAGAGGAGUUUUGCAAUUGGUGGAACGGAAGAUUUCGACCCAAGCAGAAAACUUAAAGAUUCAAAACAAUCUCUUCAGGGCCCGUGAAGAGAAAUACCAAUCCAUAAUAAGAUUAAUGGAGACCUUGGCCACAGGGACUACUGAAGAAAACGAGGUUGUUAUGAACCAACUGGUGCAAAUAAAGCUUGAGAAAAUCAAAUUAGAGGAGAAAGAAAAACUUGAAGAGCAGGACGUGCUUAGACUGAAGAAAGAAAAAGAUGCUAGUGACAUGGAGAUUCUUAGAUUAAAGAAGGAGUUGGAGCUAGGUAAAAAGAUGCAUGAACAGCAUUGCCUAAAACUAGAAGUAGAAGCCAAAGAAACUAGGGCUGAACUGGAGAAGAAGUUGAAGGAAGCUGAGUGUCUUUUGAUUGAAUCAAGGAAGAAGGUGGAAGAACUUGAAUCCUUCACUGAAACUAAAUCUCUGAGGUGGAAAAAGAAAGAGCGCAUGUAUAGGAGCUUUAUGGAUUGUCAAUUUGGGGUUUUACAGGAGCUAAGGAUUACUUCAGAGUCCAUUAAACGUGAUGUAUUAAAGACAAGAAGGAACUACUUGCAGGAAUUUAAUUCCUUAGGAGUGAGGCUUAAAGGAUUAACUGAUGCUGCGCAAAAUUAUCAUUCAGUUCUUGUAGAAAAUAGAAAAUUGUACAAUGAAAUUCAGGAUUUGAAAGGAAAUAUUAGAGUUUAUUGUCGGAUUAGACCAUUUCUUCAGGGGCAAAACAAGAAACAAACAACUAUAGAGUACAUUGGUGAGAACGGUGAAUUGGUUGUUGUGAAUCCCUCAAGGCAAGGAAAAGAUACCCAUAGGUUGUUCAAAUUCAAUAAGGUCUUUGGUCCAACAGCAACUCAAGAGGAGGUAUUCUUAGACACUCAGCCAUUAAUUCGGUCUGUCCUUGAUGGCUACAAUGUUUGUAUAUUUGCGUAUGGGCAAACUGGGUCAGGAAAAACUUAUACAAUGAGUGGGCCAACUGCAUCAUCAAAAGAAGACUGGGGGGUUAAUUAUCGGGCACUGAAUGAUCUUUUCCAAAUCUCUCAGAGCAGGAAAAAUUCCAUUAUUUAUGAAAUUGGUGUUCAAAUGGUUGAGAUAUACAAUGAACAAGUUCGCGACCUACUAUCUAACAGCAGUCCUCAGAAAAGACUUGGGAUUUGGAAUACUGUGCAACCAAACGGGCUAGCAGUCCCUGAUGCAAGCAUGCAUUCAGUUAAGUCAACUGAAGAUGUUUUAGAAUUGAUGAGUAUUGGAUUAAUGAAUAGGGCUGUUGGUGCCACAGCCUUAAAUGAAAGGAGUAGCAGAUCCCACAGUGUUCUCACUGUUCAUGUUCGUGGCACGGAUAUGGAGACUGAUGCUGUUUUACGCGGUAGCCUACAUUUGGUAGAUCUUGCUGGCAGCGAAAGGGUGGAUCGCUCUGAAGCAACCGGAGACAGACUUAAGGAGGCACAACAUAUAAACAAGUCACUGUCAGCUCUUGGAGAUGUAAUUUUUGCUCUAGCACAAAAGAGUUCUCAUGUUCCGUACAGAAAUAGCAAGUUGACUCAAGUUCUUCAGAGUUCUUUGGGUGGACAAGCAAAGAUUAUGUUUGUGCAGCUAAGCCCAGAUGUCGAUUCCUAUUCUGAAACUGUAAGUACCUUGAAGUUUGCUGAAAGGGUUUCAGGUGUUGAAUUAGGUGCUGCAAGGAGCAACAAAGAGGGACGGGAUGUUAGAGAACUCAUGGAACAGGUCGCAUCCCUCAAGGAUGCAAUUGCAAACAAAGAUGAAGAGAUUGAGAGGUUACAGCAGCUUAAGGCUAGCCUCAAUAGCACAAAGCAUGGUAUGGGCUCACUUAGGUAUGAAUCUUCAUCUCCUAGAAGACAUUCUGUAGGGGCUUCACCACGGAGUCGAAGCUUACCAAGAGGGAAAAGCUCGAGGGCUACUUCAAAAGCAUCAUCCGAUGCUGAAAGAUUAUCAGAGAACAGUGAUAAGCACUCCGAAGGUGGCUCCCACCAGUCACUGGAUGAAUCCAGAUAUCAUAAAGAACUUCUUCCACAGUCUAAGCUUGCUGGAAGUAGUGCAGCUCAGAAUUUAACAGAAGAUAUUGAACUCCUAGGUCUGAGGGAUGCAGACUCUGAGGAGAGAUUAAGCGACAUUUCUGAUGGUGAUCUUUCAAUGGGAACGGAAACUGAUGGCUCAAUAGGCAGUCUAGUCGAAUUCACUCUCUUCCCUGAAACUGCAAAACCUGCCGACAAAGCGGAGAGCAUUGAGGAAGUGACUGUUCCAUCCAAACUUCCGAGGCCCACACAAAAGUCAUCCCAAAAGAAACCUUCUCGAUUGUCAAUAACCACGGGCUCCUCCUCAAAGCUCUUAGCAAGUGCUAGGAAAGCUACUACUCCAAGCAUUUCAUCUGCAACUAAGGCAUCCAAAAGAUGGCAGUGAACAUGACAGAUUCUCACGUCCAGUUUAUUUCUAUUUUUGACUUAAUGAGCUUCUGCAUAUUCACUGCUUUCAUUUAUUAUAGGGAAUUCUUCUUGUAUCGGAAUGGAUGUAGUGAACUGUUUCACGUCCUAAUAUAUGCCCACUUUUUAUAGUUGCA